Messenger RNA from Branchiostoma belcheri (Belcher's lancelet), 759 nucleotides. Its product is annotated as complement C1q-like protein 3. Gene Ontology annotation, molecular function: protein binding. The record is from RefSeq and is a predicted model, not a curated record. Bases 1 to 759 code for a protein of 252 amino acids. Lineage: Eukaryota; Metazoa; Chordata; Leptocardii; Amphioxiformes; Branchiostomatidae. The transcript has 3 exons.
AUGUGGAACACGUACCACGUUGCGGCUGAGGAAGACUCCUGUUCCACGCCGUGUACCAACAUCACCGUGUUGGCUCCUGCCGGGCCGCCCGGACCUAAAGGGGCCAUGGGACCGAGAGGCCUCAGGGGGCGAUGGGGUAUGCAUCACCAGGCGGACAGAGGCAAGCCUCGGCCGGGCCCCGCAGGUGAGAAAGGUACGAGAGGUGCCCGAGGUAAGAAAGGUGAGCCAGGUGCUACAGGACCUCCAGGUGCGAGGGGACAGAAAGGCGAGGCGGGCGAGGCAGGUGCGAAGGGGGGGAGAGGUCACCCGGGGAGGCCCUGUACGGGAGGAUCCAGCUGUAACACCCUGUCUGGUUCCAGUUUCGUGGCGUUCUCCGCCACUCUGAGAGUCCGGAUCCUGAACGCCCCCGAGAACACCAUCGUUACAUUCGACAUCGUCCACACCAACGAGGGCGACGCCUACAACCGGACGAGCGGGAAGUUCUCGCCAAUGGUGAGCGGCUUCUACAUGUUGACCUACACGGGGAUGACCACCAGCGUGGCCGGGUCCGCCUACUGGAGCCGGCUGAAGAAGAACGGCGAGGAGAUAGUCAGCCUGUACGACAGGUCCUACGGCGACCACCUCUCCAGUUGCAACAGCGCCAUCUUGCGGCUGCAGCCUGGGGACGAGGUGUGGGUAGAGUUGGACGGAAAGUCGUCCAUGUGGAGCGACCCGGGCGGUUACGUCUCGUUCUCAGGGUUCCUUAUCCAUCCAGACUAG